This is a messenger RNA of Oppiella nova, 454 nucleotides long. NCBI's taxonomy places the organism in Eukaryota, Metazoa, Arthropoda, Arachnida, Sarcoptiformes, Oppiidae. The record is from the annotation of a GenBank genome assembly.
CAGUCGGGCGCACCCCUACCCGACGCCAACCCCACGGUGCUCGUCAAGUUCACGAUCAGCCAACUGUCCAUUUCGGGCCUCAAAGUCAAUCGACUCGAUAUGUACGGAGAGAAAUAUAAACCCUUUAAAGGCGUUAAGUAUAUGACAAAAGCCGGCAAUUUUCAAGUGAGGACGUGAGAGCCGACAUUCCCCUCUCAUUCAAUGGCAAACACCUGCUGUUAUGCCGACAACUACCGGGCCCUCCACUCCAAUCAUCUAUUAUGUGCACUAAUUUUUACGCUAUUAUUACGGUUUUAUGUUAUUUUAAGUAUAUAUUUAUCGCAUUGUUUUUCUAAUUGUAAGCAAAUUAUAACUCAAAUCAAUUGCAAACUGUUUUGCGAACCAAAACGUCGAAAAUCAAUCAAAUCGUGUCAUUAUUUUGUCGCAAAGAAUUAAAUAUAAGAUUUUAUUCUCA